AUGCCGAUCCAGCGAAUACCAGCGCGAGUAACCAGCCUGGGCCGGCCAGCGCUCUCAUCCAGAAUACUGGCACAGAGAAAAUCCGUGAUUCGGUGGUCCAGCACAGGUCCGGCGACCGUUGUCGACACCGGGUUCUGGACGGCUUUGAUCCCCAAACCCCUACGGAGAGAAAAUGGCAAGGGCCUCAAAGGAGGAAAGUCGAAAGAAUGGAACCCGGCAACAUUCUUCAUCGUCAUGUUCCUCUUCAUUGGCUCCAUGUCAAUUCAGAUGAUUGCGCUCCGCAACCAGUCCGAACGAUACAGCCGACGAGCAUCCGUCAGAAUAGCGCAGUUGAGGGAGGCCUUGACAAAACUCCAGAAUGGCGAAGCGGUCGAUGUGGAAAAACUUUUGCGGAACGCUGCCGAAUCACAACAGGACACCGACUGGGAAGAGAUGUUGAAAGCCAUUGAGCGAGACCAGGAGUCGCAAAACGAUCAAGCUGUCGAAAAGGUGAAGCAAAGGGCGGCUCCUCCAAAAGCCAUCAUGUCGACGGCCCCAGUAUUAUUAGGGAUAAAGACGGACGAUGAACAGGCAAAUGCCAAUGAGCAACCAUCAAAGGCCAAACCUGCGAGUCUCGGGAAUUUUUUCUAA
This is a messenger RNA of Metarhizium album ARSEF 1941, 630 nucleotides long. RefSeq lists its product as uncharacterized. The transcript has 2 exons. Lineage: Eukaryota; Fungi; Ascomycota; Sordariomycetes; Hypocreales; Clavicipitaceae. The record is from RefSeq and is a predicted model, not a curated record. Bases 1 to 630 code for a protein of 209 amino acids.